UGAUAGAUAAACCACAAAAGAGGGACUUUACUUCAUUCAACACACUUUCAUUCACUUGCUGUUUUUUGCCGCUGCUACUUGCUAUUCUUGCAACCCUUUCAUUCAUUUCAUUCAUAUAUUCCUGCUUUAUUAUCUUUCUUCCUUUUUUUUUUUUUUUUUGCUUUUUUGUUCUUUUACUAUUUCUGUUCCUUUCAUGGAGAUCUUGAACAACAUGUUACCAACCUUUUUGAUGCAGUUGGUGGUGGUGCAGCUUGGUUAAUUCUCAAUUGUGUUCAACUCAUAGGGAAGGGUUGAAUUGAUUCUCUUCUAGGUAGUUGUUGGUUCUGGCUUCCUUUUUUUAGUUGUAUAAGUACUAUGGUGAAUUGGUGAUGGUGUUGUGUUUUAUGGAUCCCAUUGCUGAGUGAUGUGUGUUUUUUGUGGGGAUGGGGUGCAUUGGCAAGUGGGAGGAAUGUAAAGGGUUUGCGAGAAUUUGAGGGUGGUGAUGGUGGAAAUGAGUUAGGGUUCCAUGUGUGUUUAUGUGAUUGCUGAACACUUUGUCUUCAAAAGGAGGGAAAAGGGUAAAGCUUGAUAUGAAGCUUUCAACAUCAGGGUUGCCUCAGCAGGGACAACAUGAAGGAGGGGAGAAGAAGUGCUUGAAUUCUGAGCUAUGGCAUGCAUGUGCGGGUCCAUUGGUGUCCCUACCAACUGCAGGGACUCGUGUGGUUUACUUCCCUCAGGGUCAUAGUGAGCAGGUUGCUGCCACAACUAACCGAGAAGUUGAUGGCCACAUACCAAAUUACCCGAGCUUGCCUCCCCAGUUGAUUUGCCAACUUCACAAUGUUACGAUGCAUGCAGAUGUUGAAACAGAUGAAGUUUAUGCCCAAAUGACACUGCAGCCGUUGACUCCGCAAGAGCAGAAGGAUACCUUUCUUCCCAUGGAAUUGGGAGUUCCAAGUAAGCAGCCCUCAAAUUAUUUUUGCAAGACCUUAACGGCUAGUGACACCAGCACACAUGGAGGGUUUUCCGUUCCUCGUCGUGCAGCUGAGAAAGUUUUCCCUCCGCUGGAUUUCUCGCAGCAACCGCCUGCUCAAGAAUUAAUUGCUAGGGAUCUCCAUGAUGUUGAGUGGAAAUUUCGUCAUAUUUUUAGAGGGCAGCCAAAGAGGCACCUUCUUACUACCGGCUGGAGUGUAUUUGUUAGUGCCAAAAGACUUGUGGCAGGAGAUUCUGUGCUUUUCAUAUGGAACGAAAAGAAUCAGCUUCUUUUAGGAAUACGUCGUGCCAAUAGACCACAAACUGUAAUGCCUUCGUCAGUUCUAUCCAGUGACAGUAUGCAUAUUGGCCUUCUGGCAGCUGCUGCCCAUGCUGCAGCAACUAAUAGUUGUUUCACAGUGUUCUAUAAUCCAAGGGCUAGUCCAUCCGAGUUUGUCAUACCACUUUCAAAGUAUAUCAAAGCUGUAUACCAUACCCGUGUUUCUGUUGGUAUGCGUUUCAGGAUGCUUUUCGAGACUGAAGAAUCAAGUGUCCGGAGGUACAUGGGUACAAUAACUGGAAUAAGUGACUUGGAUCCAGUUCGAUGGCCAAAUUCUCAUUGGCGAUCUGUAAAGGUUGGUUGGGAUGAAUCCACAGCAGGAGAUAGGCAGCCACGCGUAUCAUUAUGGGAAAUUGAGCCUUUAACAACAUUCCCAAUGUAUCCAUCACUAUUCCCACUCAGAUUGAAACGUCCAUGGCAUCCAGGCACCUCAUCUUUUCUUGAUGGCAGAGAUGAUGCAACUAAUGGGCUAAUGUGGCUGAGAGGUGGAGCUGGCGACCAAGGUCUGAAUUCCCUCAAUUUUCAAACUGUCGGUAUGCUUCCAUGGAUGCAGCAGAGGCUCGAUCCGGCUUUGCUUGGAAAUGAUCACAAUCAGCAAUACCAAGCAAUGUUGGCAGCUGGUUUGCAAAACAUGGGGAGUGGAGAACUCUUGAGGCAACAAAUGAUGAAUUUCCAACAGCCUUUCAAUUAUCUCCAACAACCAGGAAAUGUCAACACUCCUAUCCAGCUUCAACAGCAGCAAACAAUUCAGCAAUCAGUGACUUCUAAUAUCUUGCAGCAACAAGCCCCGGUAUUGACAGAGAACUUGUCUCAGCAGCUCUUUCAGAAAUCGAACAACCGAGAAGACCAUGCGCAGCAGCAGCAUCAGCAUCAGCAGCACACUUAUCAGGAUGCACUUUUAGUUCAAGGUGACCAGCUCCACCAAAGGCAACACUCUAGCUUGCCUUCACCAUCGUACUCGAAACCUGAGUUUGUAGAUGGCAGCAUGAAGUUUGAAGGAUCAGGUUCGCCAGGACAGAACAUGCUUGGUUCACUUUGUCCUGAAGGGAGCAGCAAUCUCUUGAAUCUAUCUAGAGGUGGUCAGUCUAUACCAACCGAACAGUUGCCCCAACAAUCAUGGCCCCCAAAGUAUACACCUCUUCAGGUCAAUGCUUUCAGCAACUCAAUGUCACACGUGCAAUAUUCUGGAAAAGAUAUUGCAGUGGCAUCACCACAUCGUAAUUCAGAUGCUCAGAACCCGACUCUCUUUGGAGUCAAUAUCGAUUCAUCUGGUCUUCUACUCCCCACCACUGUCCCCCAUUACACAACUUCAUCUGCUGAUACCGAUGCUUCAACAAUGCCGUUAGGGGAUUCUGGAUUCCAGGGCCCUCUAUAUGCUUGCAUGCAAGAUUCAUCUGAGUUAAUGCAAAGUGCGGGACAAGUUGACCCCCAAAACCAGACACCAACAUUUGUCAAGGUUUAUAAAUCAGGGUCAGUUGGGCGCUCACUUGACAUCUCCCGGUUCAGCAGCUAUCAUGAACUGAGAGAAGAGUUGGCUCAGAUGUUUGGAAUUGAGGGGAAGUUAGAAGACCCUCUUAGAUCAGGCUGGCAGCUUGUAUUCGUCGACAGGGAGAAUGAUAUUCUUCUCCUUGGGGACGAUCCAUGGGAAUCAUUUGUCAACAAUGUUUGGUAUAUCAAAAUACUUUCACCUGAGGAUAUUCAGAAGAUGGGAGAACAAGCCGUAGAAUCUCGUGACGGUGUUCCUGGCCUACCAUCGAUAGGCGAAUACUGAUAUGUUGAAAACUGUAUCCCUUCAAUUCCCAUGGUCAUGACUUUAAGUAUUACAUGUUUGAGCACUACUUUUAGACCAGAUCUUGCAUAUCCAGAUAUGUUCUGUAUUAUUUAUCUAUUCCACUUUUAUCGUCCUUAUUACUUGGAGAAUUGGUAAGGUUUUAAGAAUUAUGAUGAGAAACUUAGGAUAAACUAUUUUUGUUUAAUCAAAAGAAUCUUUAGGACAAACAUUUGUUCUACUAGUUUGUAACUUGCGCACUGAAAGCUAGAAAUGUAGUGUUAUCAGUGUAUUGUACUAUUUGGUUCCACUCUUGCAUGAGCUAAUGUAUUGUAGAAAGUAAUGUAGACAAUGCUGAAAAGUUAUGUUUCAUGUUUAUUUGUGUGGCAUUGCAUCCCAGUUGAGUGUCUUACAGCUGGGUUUAGAUUUUAUAGUUGAAUGGUCUUCAAAGGAUCUCUAUUUGCAUUUUAUUGAGUGCGGACUCCACUUUUAUCUCAACCAAUGGUAUCCUAUAAAAAAUGGUGCAUAAAACAAAUCAUUUUACUAA
Arachis stenosperma is the source of this 3603-nucleotide messenger RNA. Its product is annotated as auxin response factor 8-like. The coding region runs from base 570 to 3059 and encodes 829 amino acids. The record is from RefSeq and is a predicted model, not a curated record. Gene Ontology annotation, cellular component: nucleus. Gene Ontology annotation, molecular function: DNA binding; protein binding. Lineage: Eukaryota; Viridiplantae; Streptophyta; Magnoliopsida; Fabales; Fabaceae. The transcript has 15 exons. Gene Ontology annotation, biological process: regulation of DNA-templated transcription; response to hormone.